AUGGCUGAGGCGACCACCACCCCCACUGAGGCGCACACUCUCCUGAACGAGUAUGGGGAUUACCACAACUGGUCCGAGCUGUUCCACCUCCUGAACUACACCUACACCUUCUGCGAGUUCAGCCUGGAUGAGAACGUCAAGCGGGUGAUCCUCUUCAUCCUUUACCUCGUCAUCUUCGUGGUGGGCUUGGUGGAGAACCUCCUUGUCAUCUGGGUCAACUGGCAGACACGGGGCAACAGGAGCUUGGUCAACCUCUACAUCAUCAACAUGGCCGUCGCUGACCUUGGAGUGCUGCUCUCGCUGCCCAUCUGGAUGCUGGAGGUGAUGCUGGAUUACACCUGGCUCUGGGGCAGCUUCCUCUGCCGCUUCACGCACUACUUCUACUUUGCCAACAUGUACGCCAGCAUCUUCUUCCUCACCUGCCUGAGCGUGGAUCGCUAUGUGUCCCUGACCAGCUCCUCCCUCUUCUGGCGUAAGCACCAGCACCGUGCACGCCGCAUCAUCUGCGCCUGCAGCUGGGUCUUGGCAGCAACGAUCCCGUUCCUGGAGGUCGUUCACAUGCAGCUGGUCAAUACCGGAGAGCCCGUCUGCAUCUUCAUGGCCCCCUUCGAGACCUACGACGAGUGGGCGCUGGCGGUCAGCUUGGCCACCACCACCAUUGGGUUCCUCAUCCCCUUCCCCAUCAUCACCGUUUUCAACAUUCUGACAGCCAGGUUCAUCAAGCGCACCAAGCCGGAGAGCAGGAAGCACUGCCUGCUCAUCUACGCCUAUAUCGCCAUGUUCCUCAUCAGCUGGCUGCCCUUCCACAUCACCCUCACGCUGCUCACCCUCGACGGCAACCACAUCAUCCUCCACUGCACCUUCGCCCACUUCCUCUACUUCUUCUACGACAUCAUAGACUGCUUCACCCUGCUCCACUGCGUGAUCAACCCCAUCCUCUACAACUUCCUAAGCAAAAACUUCCGCAGCAAGCUCAUCUCCGCCGUGGUUAAGUACAUCCCCAAAGACCAAGGCAGCCCAAAGGGCGCAGGCGACUCCUCCAGCACGCAGCACUCCGUGGUCAUCACGAAGGACAACAGCCCUCCCAAUUAG
Messenger RNA from Egretta garzetta (little egret), 1092 nucleotides. RefSeq names its product G protein-coupled receptor 182 (gene ACKR5). Gene Ontology annotation, molecular function: G protein-coupled receptor activity. The coding region runs from base 1 to 1092 and encodes 363 amino acids. Gene Ontology annotation, biological process: G protein-coupled receptor signaling pathway. The transcript has a single exon. Gene Ontology annotation, cellular component: membrane. The record is from RefSeq and is a predicted model, not a curated record. NCBI's taxonomy places the organism in Eukaryota, Metazoa, Chordata, Aves, Pelecaniformes, Ardeidae.